AACUUGGGUAACGUUUCCAAAAAAACUUCAGGAAAAAACUUCCUCUCAGAGGAAAAUCGUGCCAACCACCGGGCUCUGGGUUGAACGCAGCCUCUUCGAACCGAACGGUCCAACAGUGACAUCCUUCUGGUUUUACUCUCUCAUCCUCCGUCGGAUAUUUAACCUUUUUUCUUUUUAAUUUUAUAACCACGGCUUCAAAGGUGGACAGCGUUCUUUCCUCCCUGUCCCUACAUUUCUUCAAGAAAGAAAUGGAAGAGGGCUCCGGUUCGCCGGUGUCCCCUGUGGAUAGUCUGGUGACCAGCGAGGAGGAGCUGGACCGGCAGCACAAACGCUUCUCCAGGAAGAGGAGAGUCAGUAAAAAGUCCAGCGAAGACAACAGCAGCAGCAGCGGUAGCCCGGGGCCCGGCGUCAAACGGGCCAAAAAGCCGAGCCCAAGCAGCAACCAGUCCUACGAGGAGCUGCAGAACCAGCGGGUCCUGGCCAACGUCCGGGAGCGGCAGCGGACGCAGAGCCUCAACGAGGCCUUUGCAUCGCUGCGCAAAAUCAUUCCCACGCUGCCGUCAGACAAACUCAGCAAGAUCCAGACGCUGAAACUGGCCUCCAGGUACAUAGACUUUCUUUGUCAGGUGCUGCAGAGCGACGAGAUGGACAAUAAGAUGUCCAGCUGCAGCUACGUAGCGCACGAAAGACUGAGUUACGCCUUCUCCGUGUGGAGGAUGGAGGGCGCGUGGUCCAUGUCAGCAUCUCACUAGCAGCGGAGAGAUGCACUUCCGAUGCCGACGCGACUGUUUACUUCUACCAAGUAUGAAGAACCAAAGGGACUAAACCCACCGACCUCAAUCACUGGGCGCCACGGAGACACAAAGGCACGCCACCCCACGUCUCACACAGACCGUCGGGGAGAGUGUGUGCGCGUGGAUUCAGAUUCAUCAAGCUCUGUUUUUUCACUGACUGUGUGUCUGAGGCAGAGGAAAGAGGAAAUAAACCCCACGGAGAGUCCUGCCAUGUACAGGCCAAAGGUGCAUAUGUGUAUUAAAGCCAUCUUCUACCCUUUACAGGGGAGAUAUAUGUAAAUGUACAAAUAUAUAUAU
This is a messenger RNA of Sphaeramia orbicularis (orbiculate cardinalfish), 1091 nucleotides long. RefSeq names its product twist2 (gene twist2). Bases 249 to 752 code for a protein of 167 amino acids. NCBI's taxonomy places the organism in Eukaryota, Metazoa, Chordata, Actinopteri, Kurtiformes, Apogonidae. The record is from RefSeq and is a predicted model, not a curated record. Gene Ontology annotation, molecular function: DNA-binding transcription factor activity, RNA polymerase II-specific; RNA polymerase II transcription regulatory region sequence-specific DNA binding; protein dimerization activity. Gene Ontology annotation, biological process: regulation of transcription by RNA polymerase II; developmental process. The transcript has 2 exons.